UAUUGUAGAAAACUCCCCUGCUGACAGGAACUGUCCAAUCACUCCUGACACCAUGGCCAACUCCUGCUGCUCCCCUUGCUGCCAGCCUUCCUGCUGCAGCACUGUCUGCUGUAAGCCAGCAUGUGUGACCAGCUGCUGUUGUCCACCCUGCUGCCAGCCCAGCUGCUGUAAAACCACCUGCUGCAAGACCACCUGCUGUAAGCCAACCUGUGUGACCAGCUGCUGUUGUCCACCCUGCUGCCAGCCCAGCUGCUGUGAAACCACCUGCUGCAAGACCACCUGUAAAUUUAUCCAUUAUGNUUGCUGUAAGCCAACCUGUGUGACCAGCUGUUGCUGCCCACCCUGCUGCCAACCCAGCUGUUGUGAAAUCUGCUACUGUUGGCCCUGCUGCUGCCAGCCCUGUUGCUGUGAGCCCUGCUGCUGCCCAACCUGCUUCAGCAUUGAGUAUGGUGUCAGCACCUGCUGUAAGCCAACAUGUGUAACCAGCUGCUGCACACCCACCUGCUGUAAAACCACCUAUUGCAAGACCACCUGCUGCAAGCCAACCUAUGUAACCAGCUGCUGCUGCACACCCAGCUGCUGUAAAACCACCUGCUGUAAGCCAACCUGUGUAACCAGCUGUUGCUGUACACCCAGCUGCUGUAAAACCACCUGCUGCAAGACCACCAACUGUAAGCUGUUGACCGAGGUUUUCUACCCUGCCCAGUUCCCAUAA
Molecule: messenger RNA, 715 nt
Organism: Alexandromys fortis (reed vole)
Lineage: Eukaryota; Metazoa; Chordata; Mammalia; Rodentia; Cricetidae
Product: keratin-associated protein 9-3-like
Exons: 4
Coding region: 53-715 (220 amino acids)
Cellular component (GO): keratin filament
Source: RefSeq, a predicted model, not a curated record